CAAACUUCCACUCAACAUUGACGAACGCCGCAAAAUUUUUCACAAAGAAUCGAAAAAUUUAUUUUACUUUCUUUAUAUGAUGGGAUUUAAAAAGAAGCACAAGAAACACAAAUCUGAAAAACGUUCUCAUGAUGAAGAGAAGCAGGCCCCUGAAAAAGAAAUCCCUGGGGGAAUAAGGUUGAAGUUGAAGGUCAGCGGUGAAGUGUACAGUCCACUCCAUGAAACAGUUAGUGUAUCAGGAGAGAAAAGACACAAGCACAAAAAGAAGAAAAAGAAGAAGAAGGCAGAGAAAGAAAAACGCAGACAUGCGGAGGCGUCCGUAAAGGAAACUCAAAAACGCCAGCGAAUUGAGUCAGAAGAAGAGGAUGCUUCACAGGAGGAAGAAGAGGCGGGGCCUCCAGCAAAAAAGCCCGCCCUCGACAAUGUCCUAGUGGAGCCAGCGCGGGAAGAGCCACCACGCCCAGUGGGUAGGCCUAGGAAGCUUGAAGAGCACGGAGUACUUCGUAUCUGUCUAAAGCACAUACACAAGAUGUUACAAAAGAAAGAUGUGAAUGGAUUUUUUGCCUAUCCUGUGAAUGACAUGAUUGCCCCAGGUUACUCUAGCAUAAUUCUGAACCCGAUGGAUCUGAGUACCAUGAUGUCUAAGAUUGAGAGUCACCAGUAUAGGAAUGUCUUGGAGUACAAGAAAGAUUUUGUAUUGAUGUGCAACAAUGCCAUGACAUAUAACCGGCCAGAGACGAUUUACUACAGAGAGGCGAAAAGACUGCUGAGCGUGGGCAUGAAACUCAUGUCCAAGGAAAAACUCAUCAACAUGAAACGGACUCUUCCAUUUCUGGCUAGCAUGACCUACGCUGAACUUGGUGUGGAGGAACCGGAUGAAACAACAGCUCUGAUGGAAGCCAUUGUGGAGGAGGAGAGGCAAGAAAAAGAACGAGCCAAGGAGAGAGAAGAGUUGGGUAGAUUUGAGGCCAUACCAGACAACCUCAGCCCAGAGGAAAUUCUGGCUCAGGCCAGGGCAGCAGCUAAAGAUGCGGCAGACAUGUUAACACUGCGAGAGCCAAAGAGCCGGUUUGGAUUUCUAAGACGGAGGACAGAUGGCAGCACUUCAAUGACCCUACUGAACCCUGACAAUGAUGGAAUCUUAAAUGAAAAAGAGAGAGUUGUGAAUUUGGGAUCACUGGUUGGAAAAUUAACCACAGGGUCAGGAACCAUUACUGGGUUUAAAGAAGACAAAAGAAAUCGACUGACUCCUGUGAUGUAUUUGAAUUAUGGCCCCUUCAGCUCUUACGGUCCCCAGUACGACUCCACGUUUGCUAAUAUGUCUAAAGAGGAAUCAGACUUGUUGCUGUCCACUUACGCAGAUGAGACAGGUGUACAGUAUGCUAAGAGUGUGACUACAUUUGUGGAGAAUUCUGGCGAGUUUGCUGUUGCUAUGGUGGACCAUUUAUUAGAUAUACUCACGAAAGGAGAGCACUCUAAAGCCAAAAAGCAGUUAGAGGAAAUUCAUGCUGCUGAAGAGAAGAAGGAAGCAGCAGGAUCCUCCAGAUCUAAUUCAGAAACAAAACCUGUCAACAUUGACAUUAAUUCUCUAAAAAGUCUCAAUGACUUAGGGGUCGAUGUGUCAUUCCUAGACGACUUUGAGAAGAUGUCAUCAGAAUCAACCCAGAAAGAUCCAGUCCAGGAGCGUCUGGACCAGACAGCCAGCCUGAUAAAAGACCUCCAGGCCACACAGAAGGAACGCCUCAGUGCACGCCUUCCAAUGCAUCUAGCUCAUGUACCAGGGCCGUCUGAGAAAGAGAUACAGCUAGCGCAGAAAGUGACACAAGAACUCAAGGAAUUAGCAAAAGAGGUGAGUCCUGCUGACAUUUCAUCAGUUCAGGGACUAAGAUCUGCCAUGGGUAUCACUCUAAACCCAAUCAAAGCAGAACCAGUGGAAGAAACUUUAGAACCAGAGCCAGCAGCCAAUCAGAACUCACGAGACAUAGACACUGAUCAAGUGACAGACACCUCCAUAGUACCAGCCAAUCAAAUAGGCUCUAACAUGGCAAUACCAGUUCCCCAGUUAGAUGUUGAUGAUAUGGAUACAGACAUCAGUGAAUUUUUACAGUUUCCCUCACAGUAACACUGAAUGUGUUCAUUGUCAUACAGUUGUCAACUUGUCAUGUGUUCUGUGACUUGUGUAAUGGAAGACUUUAACUGAGUAGACGAGAUUUCAGUGCGAAUGUGAACUCAAAACAACCUUCAUGUUUUGCAAAGUAGUGGUGCUCUCAUACAAUCCGUGUGAAACUCACCGAUGACAAAGUGGACUUUUGAUAGUCAUUAGCAUACAAUGUUGUUAUUUUCAUCAAUUAUCGUACGCGAAGUUGUUCUAUUUUCUGUUGUCUAGAUAUAUCAACACUUUUUAUCAAUUGGAUGAAUACAAAUAAAUACAUGUACUGAUA
Messenger RNA from Ostrea edulis (European flat oyster), 2441 nucleotides. RefSeq names its product bromodomain-containing protein 7-like. The transcript is spliced from 14 exons. NCBI's taxonomy places the organism in Eukaryota, Metazoa, Mollusca, Bivalvia, Ostreida, Ostreidae. The record is from RefSeq and is a predicted model, not a curated record. Gene Ontology annotation, biological process: regulation of transcription by RNA polymerase II. Gene Ontology annotation, cellular component: nucleus. Bases 77 to 2122 code for a protein of 681 amino acids.